Messenger RNA from Orbicella faveolata, 1400 nucleotides. Its product is annotated as PR domain zinc finger protein 14-like. Gene Ontology annotation, biological process: regulation of gene expression. Gene Ontology annotation, cellular component: nucleus. Gene Ontology annotation, molecular function: protein binding. NCBI's taxonomy places the organism in Eukaryota, Metazoa, Cnidaria, Anthozoa, Scleractinia, Merulinidae. The record is from RefSeq and is a predicted model, not a curated record.
UGACUUAGCUUUUUUUUAUGGUUGCCGGUACCAAUUUUAUUUAUGUGUAGUAAAAUGCACUAACUAUAAUCGGCGACAAAAUUGUUGACACAUUCACCUUUUCAACCCCAUAUUUCGUCACUAUGAUCCCUUUUUGCCCUCCUAGCUCGUCAUUUCAGCCCCCUCUCUCCAAACAAUGUUGUGCGGCAAUUGCUGGAAUCCUGAGGUACAAAGCAGCAACAUUGAAUGGGGAAGCGGGGUCUUUUCCACAGUUUAUUACGCGAUAAAAAGAGUCGUGGUAUUUGGUGCAGUAAAAAGUACUAUUGAAAGACAAUGUGUCUUUGUCUCAACUAAUUAUGUUGCCAAUUGUAGAUCGUAGUUAAAAUGUUUCGGCUACGAACAUAAUACAUCUGACUUUUUUUUUUCUUUACUCAGUGUUACUCAAUUAAAAGUAACUGAUGAAAAUAUUAAACUUCACCUAAAAAUUUCAUUUUAAUACAAUAAUCUAGACGGAUGGUUACUCGUCCGCAUUUCGUACACCGGGUUUAGAAAUAAGAUUUUUUUUUUUUAAUCCAAAAAUUUAAAAACGCUUUGUCAAUUUUAUUUAUUGGAUUGUGAAAGAAGGCAAGUUCAGUCAUUUCUUAGAUGGCCGAGAUGAAAGCCAUAGUAACUGGAUGCGCUUUGUAAAUUGCUCUCGCUGCGAGGACGAGCAGAACUUGGUAGCCCAUCAGUUUAGAGGCGAGAUCUGCUAUCGAACUUACAAAUAUGUAAACCCAGGAGAAGAACUAUUGGUAUGGUAUGGAGAAAGCUACGCUAAAGAUUUGGGGAUAUCUGUGUGUGAAGACCAAGUAAACAGAAAAAAAGGUAAUGGAUACACAUGCCACGGCUGUGAAAGGAUGUACACUUCCAUGAACUUUCUACAAAGACACAAGAACCAUUACUGUUCACCUAGGACUUUAAACUGGGAAUGCAGAAAAUGUAAGAAGCAAUUUACGUCAGUUAGUAGUCUUAACAUGCACAUCCGCCAGGCUCACGCAGAUGAAAAGCGUACGCAGAGUACUCAAUGUGACAAGGCGUUUAUUCGAUGUAAUGCUCUGACCACGCAUCUCCGUACUCACACAGGUGAAAAGUCAUAUCAGUGUACACAAUGUAACAAGGCGUUUAACGACUCUAGUCAUCUGACCAUGCAUCUCCGUACUCACACAGGUGAAAAGCCAUAUCAGUGUACACAAUAUAACAAGGCGUUUAACGACUCUAGUCAUCUGACCAUGCAUCUCCGUACUCACACAGGUGAAAAGCCAUAUCAUUUUACACAAUGUAACAAGGGGUUUAACAGCUCUAGUCAUCUGGCCACGCAUCUCCGUACUUACACAGGUGAAAAGCCAUAUCAGUGUUUCAGAAAAGUCAGAAAACAGAUUUAA